CCUCCAUGGCGGACCCUCCUGUCGAUCCCUUUAUAAGGACCACCACCGCGUAACCCCCAAUUUCAACACUCAAAGGCCACAAAAAAGAACGGUAGUUUCAAAGUUUGGUAUCUACCCCUGUUUCUGGUUCAUCUUUCGUUCUUCAAACUCAGAACCAUGUCUCAGACUGUUGUUCUCAAGGUUCGCAUGUCAUGUCAAGGCUGCUCGGGAGCCGUCAAGAGGGUGCUGGAAAAAAUGGAAGGUGUGGAAUCAUUCGACAUCGAUCUGAAGGAACAGAAGGUGACAGUCAAGGGAAAUGUGCAGCCCGAUGCUGUCCUGCAAACCGUCUCAAAGUCCGGAAAACAAACUGCUUUCUGGGAAGCAGAAGCCCCUGCCCAACCCGAAGUGAAGCCCACCGAAGAAGUGAAGCCUGCCGAAGAAGUGAAGCUUGCCGAAGAAGUGAAGCCGGCCGAAGAAGUGAAGGCCGCCGAAGCGGUGGCCACUGCCUAAUCUCUUCGCCCCAUUCGCUUUAAUGGUGCUAGUGGUUUAUAGAUAUGCUUUAUCUCGAUAAGCUUAGACUCUAGUUCACAUAAACUCAGUCAUUCAAGCGUGGUAUGCGCUUGAAUGCUAAUUAAGAAAAUAACUCCUUGUGAUUAUGUGCGCCUUAAGCAUAGAUGGCGUCUUGCUUGUGGCGUUCAACGGCUUUUUCUGUAGUACGACCAAUGAAUCAUUCUGCAAAUUGCCUAGUUA
Rhodamnia argentea is the source of this 729-nucleotide messenger RNA. Its product is annotated as copper transport protein ATX1-like. Bases 157 to 489 code for a protein of 110 amino acids. Gene Ontology annotation, molecular function: metal ion binding. NCBI's taxonomy places the organism in Eukaryota, Viridiplantae, Streptophyta, Magnoliopsida, Myrtales, Myrtaceae. The transcript is spliced from 3 exons. The record is from RefSeq and is a predicted model, not a curated record.